Messenger RNA from Verruconis gallopava, 5030 nucleotides. RefSeq lists its product as uncharacterized. Bases 262 to 4668 code for a protein of 1468 amino acids. The transcript is spliced from 6 exons. Lineage: Eukaryota; Fungi; Ascomycota; Dothideomycetes; Venturiales; Sympoventuriaceae. Gene Ontology annotation, molecular function: GTP binding. The record is from RefSeq and is a predicted model, not a curated record.
GGCGCAACAUCCUCAGACAAUAAAACACCUCCUCUAUCGACACUGCGCUCCCUUCUGCCCUCGCCCAACACUCUCUUUUCUCGCCGUUGCGCUGGCCACCAGUUCUCGUCCUCCGUCCGCUUGUCUGGCGACUCUUCUAGGCUGUGUGCCAACGUCAACCUCACGACUCUGCAGCUCCUCACUGCCACAUCACGUCGUCAAUCCCUGCGCUGCAUUCUUUGACAACAAAUAAGUUCCCCAUACGCUAGCUUUCCAGCCGUUAUGGCUCCGGUCGGGGCCAUUUCGCCGCUUAAGAUUAACAAGUCCACUCCAAACGCGUCCCCAGCCAAGAUGAAUUCCAACAGUUCUGUGCCCCGCGCCCUGACGGAGGUCAGUCCAAUGUCUCAACGGCGAAAUUCCCCGAGCUACAAUCAAAUCACAAAGCAAAUGGUCGGUGCCGGGCGAGACUCGUCUCCAUUCGACUCUUCGCCGUACGGCAACUCGUCUCCUCGCGCUUUCUGGCAGAAGGGUGCCUCACCGGCACGAUUUGGCGCCGAGAACUGGCUCGACCGGUCUGACUCCUCUGCGUCCAUGUCGAAGCGGCCGUCGAUCGAGAGGCUUAAGCAGGCUUCUCGAGUCAAGAACAGCAGCAUGUUUGCGCGGGAGCAGAAGAACGAGUAUGACCCGGCUUCACCGGGCGUGCUUGAGCGCCCGCUUGCUGCUAACCGACCACUAUCGCAGCUUGGCGGAAAUGCAUUCGGUGGUCGCGGCGUCGAUGGCCAGCGUCAAGAAGGCGCCAAUGCUGUCAAAGGCCACCGCCGUGGGCAGAGCUCUAACAAUAUUCCCGUCAUUUCGCGUCCCAGCACUGACGCGCCUUCGACAACGACGACGGUGGCAUCAAACACUCCAUCACCGGCUCGUAGCACCGCAUCGCCCACCAAGUCGUCCCUCUCGAGCCGCCCGAUGCACAACACACUGCCGCGCAACUUCAACCAGAACUCUGCGCCCUGGUCCGAUGACGAUGAGACGGAGACAAGUAUCGUCCCGUCACGGCCACUGCGCCGACACGCGAAGAGCGUUACGUUCGACACAAAGCCACCGGAGAUCAACGAAUAUGAGAUGGUGACUCCUGAUCCAUCCGUAGCGUCUGUUGCGUCUGGUUCUCGCGAGGGAAGUUAUGAGGAUUUCGACGACGACGAAUACGAGAUCGAUCUUGGUGGCGGGCCAAACGAGGACGAGGACAGUUUUGACGCCUCGCUCGAGGAUACGGAGAAGACACCGGUUGUCUUGCCCGAAGACUGGCGCCACAUGAGUCCAGAGGUGGGAAACAACUCGGUCUCAAAUUCCUUUGAUGAUCCUUUCACUGGACGUGGUACGCCUUCGCAACAAUGGAACGCGUAUCGUACAGCGAGCGUCAACUCGGACGGCGACUCGAGACCACUUCCUCCUGUCCCGCCUUUUGCCCACGACGAGGCUCGUCCCGCUUCGCCCAACACCAUUGCAGAGCGCGUGCGCGCGGCGCAUAACCGCACACUCCCGAACCUUCCUCGUCCCAACGGUGUCAGCAGUCCUCAGAGUGCCGGGACAAAAAAGACUUCGAUGACCCUCGAGGACCGCUUAAGGCUGAUGGGGCUGCAAGAUUCCACUUCUCCCAGGGGCUCUGCUGCAAAGGAAGCUGCUAGGCUUCGCAAGCACGGACUUGGUAUUCACGUUAACGAGGAAGAAGUCUCUGCGGAUGAUAAUCAUGACAAUCAUUACAGCCCUCCACAUAUCUCUCGUGAAUCUGUCUUGCGCAAGGUUCGUUCCCGCACGUUCGACAAGAGCGAAGAGACACAAGGCACUUUCUCCGAGGAACCGAGCUAUGCUGAUCUGGAUCCUGACGUGCCAAUUCCUUCACGAGAGGCUUCGUCAAACUUCGACGAUGUUGUGCCUGAGGAGCGUGAGGUGCAGAUCAAAGAAGAAGAUGCAGAUGAUCCCAUUGAUCUGUACGCCAUCCCGGACAUGUACGCAGGCGACAACGACGAGGACUUCAGCCGUGAGGGCUCUGUUAUUCGACACGAUGUCUCAGGAAGGGAUGCGGCAGAUGAUGAAAGUUGCUACUCGCCUGAAAUGAACCACGAAACCGCUGCCCAGCAAGGCUCUGAUGGUGCGAUGGACGAAGAUGGACCUCCAACUCCAAAGCAAGAGUCCGGCAUUCGCACGUCGACCCCGCUUCAUUCCAGAGAUGAAGAUCAGGGAGCGAGCAGUCUUCCGGAGUUCUCGCUGCUAGACGACGGCGAGUUCCAGAGCGGUCUAGCCAGCUACUUGAGUAAUUCCUCAACUCCUCCACCUCCGCCAGAGAAGGACAAUGUCGAUGACGUGCGCGCUUCACCCCCGAAAGUCGACAUGCAAUCUGUUCAAGAGUCAAUGCGUCAAGACGCCAGCGAAGAGGACAAUGCCGAUUGUCCCGGUACUCCAGAGUCAGUCGUGCACCGCCCGAUCUCUCCGGAGUCCGAAUCCGAAGUAGAGACUCCAGGUAUCCCAGAGCCUCAAGCUACUGUCAAGGCGCCUGGUGGUCUUUUGAAGACACGAGCGUCGGCGACACCUGCGGACCUGCAAUCCAUGGCCGCUCAACGCCGGAUGGUGAGCGGACAAGGACCUCCCCCUAUCCCAGAAAAGAGUCCAAAGCGCUUGUCGAUGAGUCUUGAACCUGCCGAAAACCAAGACUGCCCCGAGGAGAAAGAUAGGUUGGAAGUACCAGCGUCGCCGAUCACCCGUCGGCAGUCUUUCCGCGGCAUCGACAUUGGGGACGAUUCAUUCGGCGAAGACAUCUCCUUUGGGCUUGGCAAAGAGUUGGAGCGCGUAAUUGAAUCUUCAAAGAAGGGCUAUCUUAUGAGACAGAAUACCAAGGUGGUUAUUGCCAAACGCAACUUUAGCAACGAAAGCAGCAUCGCACCGACAUCUCCCACUUUGGAACAGAGGCCCUCGUCAGCUGGCACACGAGGUGCUGGCGGCAGUCCGCGCAAGCCGAGUCACGAACGGUCCAAGUCCUGGACGACGGAGCCAUGGAAUGGCAAAGUGAGACGAAAGAGUAUUCGCAACUCGGGAGCUGUGAAGAGAGCCGGGGCUUCCGGUCCACUGCCUCCACUUCCUGGCCAGGAGAGUGCUGUGUCAGCUGGCUUGGACACAGUAGUAGAAGGUCAGGCGCUGGCCGGAGAGGCUGAUGUCGAAGAUGGUGUCGAACGUGGCCGACUGUUCGUCAAGGUAGUCGGCGUCAAGGACCUCGACUUGCCCCUUCCACAGAAAGAACCUACGUACUUCCAACUCACCCUUGAUAACGGUCUUCACUGUGUCACGACCUCGUGGCUGGAGCUCGGGCGCACUGCUCCCAUAGGGCAAGAGUUUGAACUCGUCGUGUUGAACGAUCUGGAGUUCCAGUUGACUUUGCAAACUAAGUUGACGCCACCGCCUAAGCCAACCCCGUUGAGGCCAAACUCGCCGAGCAAGUUUGUACACAAGUCCCCCAUAAAGAAGACCUCCUUCAGCCAUCUUCUCAUGUCACCUAAGAAACGGCGGGAGCAUGAGCGUCUUGCCAAGGAGAAGCAAGAGCAAGAAGAAGCUGCCCGGGCUGCUUUGGAACAGGAAAGCCUGCGCGCUUCGAGAAAUUCUCGCACUGGAACAAAUCCAAACGCCACGGCUUGGGAGUUGCUCAAUGAACUCGUCGGCUCGGAUGGUAGCUUUGGUCGCGCUUACGUCUGUCUUAAGAAUCACGAGAACCAGUGCUACGGUAGACCCAUCACUGUCGACAUGCCUGUUUUCAACGAGUGGGCUUUGGAAGACGCCGCGAUCGUCAAUUCGGUCAAGAGCAAGCGAGGUGGCGUCGUACGCCGGCCCCCCUAUCAAAUCGGCAAAUUGACGCUUCAGCUCCUGUAUGUCCCUAGGCCAAAGGGUAUCUCAGACGAAGACAUGCCAAAGAGCAUGAAUGCUUGCAUACGCGAGCUAAGGGAGGCUGAGGAGGCGGAGAAGCGUGAAUUUGAAGGAUUCCUAAGUCAGCAGGGAGGCGACUGCCCGUAUUGGCGUCGUCGAUUUUUCCGACUGGUUGGGUCUAAGCUUACGGCCUAUCACGAGACUACUCGGCAGCCGCGCGCAAAGAUCGACCUUGCAAAGGCUGUCAAACUCAUUGAUGACCGAGGUUCGCUAGUGCAAAACCCAGAAGGCGGGAAGUCUGCCAAAGGGCGUCGAAAGUCGGGCUUCGCUGAGGAGGACGAGGGCUAUCAGUUUGUCGAAGAGGGAUUCCGCAUCCGUUUUGGCAAUGGAGAGACCAUUGACUUCUACGCCGACAACGCCAAGGAUAAAGCCGGCUGGAUCGACGUGCUGCAGCAGACUAUUGGCAAGAGCGUAGUCUCAAGUCGCGAGUGGUGCAAGGUUGUUCUAGCCCGAGAAAAAGAGUUGGCUGCUUUGAAGGCAAAGGCUCCCGAGAAUGUACAAGCUCGCCCUCAGAGCGCGGAUGGUUUGUAUGACCGAGCGCAGAAUAUGAAGCAGAAAGCCAACAGACUAGGCGCUUCCCACCGCAAUAACGGGGAGGGAUUUCCUGUCAUGCCGACUACGCCGUCGAAGCCGAGAAGAGAGAUGUUUCAGACGCCUCAGACAGCACCACAUCAGGGUCGAACGACGGAGAGGAGGAAAGAGGUCCGAAGCAUGAUCUUCUAGCUUCUGAUCUUUUUUUGUUCUCUCUUUCUACUUGGUUUAUUGCACCAAGCAAAAAGGUGAACAAAUUCCACAGCAGAAACAAGACCAGUGUACCCAAGGGUGCGCUCUAAGUUGGGCAGGAUCUCAGGCGUUUCCAUUGAGUGGGGGUUUUCUUCUUCUUAAAAUUUCUAGGGCUGCCAUCGUUUUUUUACGUUUUCUUGAGAUGGCGAUUCGCUGUUCAGAUACGAGAGCCGCGCUUUGCUUUCUGACGGCUGGGCUGAAGGUGUUAAGUUAUAUGCCUGCAUGCUUUGUAAUGAUUAUGCGCAAUGCGAACGAUUUUGUAAAAAAGAAAAAGAGAAAAAAAAGACCGCGUCCAGACUCAA